Messenger RNA from Paramacrobiotus metropolitanus, 1105 nucleotides. RefSeq names its product influenza virus NS1A-binding protein-like. Gene Ontology annotation, molecular function: protein binding. NCBI's taxonomy places the organism in Eukaryota, Metazoa, Tardigrada, Eutardigrada, Parachela, Macrobiotidae. The transcript is spliced from 2 exons. The record is from RefSeq and is a predicted model, not a curated record. The coding region runs from base 119 to 787 and encodes 222 amino acids.
UAUUAUUUGCCAGAUUCGUUCAUCAAACGACAAUGGAACGGAGACCGUAGCACUGGAUGCAUCAAAAUUAACAACUCCUGGUUGGCGAAGUAUUCCAGUGACUGAUAAAGCAAUCUUCAUGACUGAACCUAUCGGUCUAGAAAAUAAAUUGUAUUUUUGGGACACGAAAGAUGGGAAUUCUUAUUUCAAAAUACUGGACAUGACCGACCCCAACUGGCCCAGUGUAUCCGAUAUCCAAGGAUCCGAACGGAUGCAACACGUCAGCCAUGUAGCUCGAUAUGGCAACAAACUGAUUUACAUCGGAAGUCCGAAUUCAUUUGAAAGCCCACAGUUUGUGGAAUGCUAUAACACGGAAACUGGAACGUGGAAACCUAAACCUCUAGGGCAGCUGCCAGAAAAGCGUACAGGAUUUGCGCUUGUUGUUGUGAAGGCUGACAUUUACAUUCUCGGAGGCAGUAGUGAUGUGCACAAUGGCAGUCAGCCGCUGAAAUCAUGUUUGCGAUUAAACAACAGAACCAGCCAGUGGGAACCAAUAAGCGACAUGUUAUGCAACCGGACGGAUCACUGCGCCUUUGUUUCGGAGAGCCGAAUUCAUGUUUACGGAGGUCGAGUCAACGGAACAGACGAACUAUCGCAAACAAUGGAGGUCUACGAUAUAAAGCAAAAUUCAUGGUCCCGUUUUCAUCUGACGGACUUGGAAGAUAUUGAUAAGGAUCCUAGCCUUAAUGUUUCGUACGCUGUUCGAGUAUCGCUAAAUUCCGUAUCCAAUGUACUUACUAGAGACUAGAGAGUCGGCGCCUGAGACAUUCCGCUAACAGUUUUUGUAACUCCUUUUAACUAUAUGCAUUUCAUCAGCUUUAGGAAGAGGCAUUUCCAUAGUUAAUUUGCCAUGAUAAUCGGUUAUGCAAAAUAUCAUUAAUGUACGGUAGUAUCCCUUUUGUUUCGUAAUUAUGUUAUGAUUGUUUUCGCCAUAUUUCGAUUUGUGAUUUUGGUUCUAUUACUAUACAUUAUUCCGCACUAGCGGAAUUCGCAGAUAGUGUACGGUAGGUAGAUAUUCUGUCAUUACAAUCUACAUAAAACAAUUAACCAUUCUUCCACUAGAAAC